Molecule: messenger RNA, 2215 nt
Organism: Myotis lucifugus (little brown bat)
Lineage: Eukaryota; Metazoa; Chordata; Mammalia; Chiroptera; Vespertilionidae
Gene: CERKL
Product: ceramide kinase like
Molecular function (GO): kinase activity
Source: RefSeq, a predicted model, not a curated record
AUGUCCCGGGGGAGGCGCGGCAGCCGCGUGAGCGCCCUGGAGGGCGGCGGGGAGGAAGAGGCCCCGGCGGCGGCCGCGGCGCCCUCGGUGCCUUGGGCGGUCCCGCAGCAGCCGGCGGCGGCGGCCGAGCAGGUUCUGCUCCGGGGCAUCUUCGAGAUCGGGAGGAGCAGCUGCGACAUGAUGCUGAGCGAGCGGGCUCUGAGGUGGCGGCCCAUCCAGCCCGAGCGCCCCGGGGGUGAUUCCAAGUAUGACUUGCUAUGUAAAGAAGAACUUAUUGAACUCAAGGACAUAUUCUCUGUCAAACUGAAACGGCGGUAUUUUGCUAGUGGACAUGGCACUUUAUUGGGUAUCACACUCUUCAUCUGUUUGAAAAAGGAACAAAAUAAAUUAAAGGAUUCUACACUCGAUCUCAUUAAUUUAAGUGAAGACCACUGCAACAUAUGGUUUCGACAGUUCAAGAAAAUUUUGGCAGGUUUUUCAAACAGACCCAAGACAUUAAAAAUAUUCCUAAACCCCCAAAGCCACAAAAAGGAAGCUACACAGAUAUAUUAUGAGAAGGUGGAACCUCUGUUGAAGAUCGCAGGAAUUAAGACUGAUGUAACAAUAACAGAAUAUGAAGGGCAUGCUCUGUCGCUGCUAAAGGAAUGCGAGCUACAGGGAUUUGAUGGCGUCGUCUGUGUUGGUGGAGACGGUUCUGCCAGCGAAGUAGCCCACGCGUUGCUCCUUCGAGCCCAGCAGAGUGCCGGCCUGGAAACAGACCGCAUCCUGACCCCUGCCCGAGCCCAGCUGCCACUCGGUGUGAUACCGGCAGGCUCUACCAACGUACUGGCACAUUCUCUCCAUGGGAUCCCUCACGUGGUAACUGCAACUCUGCACAUUAUAAUGGGGCACAUACAACCGGUCGAUGUCUGCACCUUCAGCACCACUGGCAAGCUUCUUCGCUUUGGGUUCUCGGCCAUGUUUGGCUUUGGUGGGAGGACUUUGGCUCUGGCAGAAAAACAUCGAUGGAUGUCCCCUACCCAACGGAGGGAUUUUGCUGUAAUUAAGGCCCUGGCAAAACUUAAGCCAGAGGACUGUGAAAUAUCAUUUUUACCAUUUAACAGCUCUCCAGAUUUACAGGAAAGGAGGGCACAGGGAUCUCCCAAAUCUGACUGCAGUGAUCAGUGGCAAAUGAUCCAGGGUCAGUUCUUGAAUGUCAGCAUUAUGGCAAUUCCUUGCCUGUGUUCAGUGGCACCUAGAGGCUUGGCACCUGAUACCAGAUUAAAUAAUGGAAGUAUGGCUCUUAUAAUUGCACGGAACACUUCUCGACCGGAAUUUAUAAAACACCUGAAAAGAUACGCCAGUGUUAAAAAUCAGUUCAAUUUUCCAUUCGUUGAGACUUACACUGUUGAAGAAGUAAAAGUUUAUCCAAGGAAUAAAACAAGUGCAUACAGUCUGGAGGAGGAGGAUCAACCACAUGAAACUGCUUCAGAAAACAGUUUCCCCUGGAAUGUAGAUGGCGAUUUAAUGGAAGUUACAUCAGAGGUCCACGUUAAAUUACACCCAAGACUUAUCAAUCUUUAUGGUGAAAGCAUGGAAGAAAUGAAUGAUUCCAAAGUAACAUGUAAUUGUUUAUAACAGAAACAUAUGAACUAAAAUUUUAAUAUGAACGGACAUAUUUUAAACAGAUAUCCUAACAGGAAAAAAAAUAUUUUAAAGAAAUUAAAAUUGCUUGCUACUUUUGACAUUGCUAAAAAUUAGCAUUGAGGGUUUGAAUAUACCAAAAAAUAUUUAAAUUCUGGGUUUUUUUUGGAAUGUCUUUAUAUCUACUUUUUAACCUAGAUAUGUAAUUCCAAAGUGAAAUAAUUUACAUUCUUUCAUUUUUCAGGACCAUCAAUUCUGUUAAAUAUCCUGUAGUCUGGUACGAAUAGACCAGAGUUCAUGUAAGAAUGCCCUGAUUUUCCUAAUGAGGUACUUGUCCAGUGAGGUUAAAUUUCAAAAUUAUACAACUCAAUCUAACCAGAAAUAGAACUACUAUUUUCAAAAUUUCUCUAAUAACUAAACAACUUCCCCCCAAAAGAAUCUCUCCUUAUUUUUAAGUUGUUAUGGUACCAAUUUUGUGAAUAUUCUCUGAAAGUUGAAAAUGCAAGUUGAUUUUCUUACUUCAGAGUGGUAGGGUUUUAAAAUUCAUAGUUUAUUAAAUUUUAUUUUAAACUAUGCAAAAUAUCUAACCGGG